Molecule: messenger RNA, 2242 nt
Organism: Dipodomys ordii (Ord's kangaroo rat)
Lineage: Eukaryota; Metazoa; Chordata; Mammalia; Rodentia; Heteromyidae
Gene: Tmem164
Product: transmembrane protein 164
Exons: 7
Coding region: 413-1303 (296 amino acids)
Source: RefSeq, a predicted model, not a curated record
UGGAGCCCUACGCGGAGGCGGUGGUGGCAGCGGUGGCUGCGGCCCCGGCCGCCUAAGGAGCGAAGUGCUGGGGCGCAGGGAGUACAAGGAACCGAGCGAUCGCGCCCAAGCCUGGGCCGCGGGGUCAGGCUGCCGAUUGGCCAACGGCUCCUUUCAACCCUGCCUCGUUGGUGGCCACUGGAGAAGCGCGGGGGGCUCCCCCAGACAGCCGUGGGGACAAGUUAGAUCCAGCACUUUACCCUGGGCCUUGCGUGUAGCUGCCCGUCCCUUCUUGCUCUAGGUGCCCCGGUGUCCGAAGGGGGGUGGGUGGCGGGAGGUGCCCUCCUUACAUGUACCACCACCCAGGCGACCCUGAGCUCUUAUUCCAUCUCGCUCUUGCUUCCCGCACUGUGGUCAAGAGCCACUUUACAUCAUGUCCCGGUAUAGCUACCAAAGUCUCCUGGACUGGCUCUAUGGGGGCGUGGACCCCAGUUUUGCAGGCAAUGGGGGCCCCGACUGUGCUGCCUUCCUCUCUUGGCAGCAGCGGCUGCUGGAAAGUGUGGUGGUCCUGACCCUGGCCCUGUUGGAGAUCCUGGUGGCCCUGCGGCACAUCCUGAGGCGGACGGAGGACGGUAGGGGUGGCCAUGGCAGCCAGCCACAGCAGGUGACCCAGCGGCCAGAGGAAGGCAAGGAGAGCCUGAGCAAGAAUCUGCUCUUAGUAGCCCUGUGCCUGACCUUCGGGGUAGAGGUGGGCUUUAAGUUCGCCACCAGGACCGUCAUCUACCUGCUCAACCCCUGUCACCUGGUCACCAUGAUGCAUAUCUUCCUUCUUGCCUGCCCCCCAUGUCCAGGAGCUAUCGUUGUUUUCAAGUUACAGAUGCACAUGUUGAAUGGAGCUCUUCUGGCACUGCUGUUUCCUGUGGUAAACACCCGGCUGCUCCCCUUUGAACUGGAGGUUUACUAUAUUCAGCAUGUCAUGCUCUAUGUGGUGCCCAUCUACCUGCUUUGGAAAGGAGGUGCUUAUACCCCAGAGCCCCUCAGCAGCUUCCGGUGGGCUCUUCUUUCAACUGGCCUCAUGUUCUUUUACCACUUCAGCUUCCUACAGAUCCUCGGCCUGGUCACCGAAGUGAAUUUGAACAACAUGCUGUGUCCGGCCAUCUCAGACCCAUUCUACGGCCCCUGGUAUCGCAUCUGGGCCUCGGGACACCAGACUCUCAUGACCAUGACCCACGGGAAGCUGGUCAUCCUGUUCUCAUACAUGGCUGGGCCCUUGUGUAAAUAUCUGCUGGAUUUGCUCCGGCUUCCAGCCAAGAAAAUAGACUGAAGGUGCUUGGUUUUGGUUUUGGUUUGGUUUGGUUUUUUGGUGUUUUUUUUUCCUCCCUAAGGAAGCAAAUCCUGACUUGACUUGGAAAACACUCAGUCCUUGAUGAAAUCAUUGGAGAGGGCAGUAGGAUGUUUGGUGUAUUUCUUUUUUUUCUUCCUCUCUGUCCCUUUCUUCCAUCAUUCUUCCUUCCCCAGCUCCUAUCCCUCUAGGAUGUCUCCUUGUGCCUAGGCAUGGUGCUAGGGGCUAGGUCUUCCCCCCCCCUUCCCUCUCCUUGGCUCUGUCUUCCUGCUCUGCUCUGAGUGGCCUUACACAGGGAGGUAGUAGUCUUGGCUCCCUCACCCUGCUUGUUGGUGCUUUAACAACAGCUGGUUGAGGAAACAGGGAACAACAAGCAGUAAUUCUUCCAGCAUCCAAGUGACAAGUUUAGUUGGCAUUCAUUUCUCCACUGCCAGGGACCUCCAGUCUCUUGCUGGGAUCCCCUUUUGUCUCCAGCACAGUCCCCAUCCUAAGGGGACUGAGGCCUUGUUUAUAUACCAGCAGCAAGUCCAGAGUGAAGGGAUUUCCCAGCUCAUGGCCAAAAUAGAAUUGGCCAGAUUCUUCCCACUACUGUCCCAUGAUUCAAAAGCAGGGAGCCCCUCAGCCUUGCUCCAUCAAAACACUGCCUAGAGUGGGAAGUGAGAAUGUCAUGCACCCCACGUUUGAGAUCCCAUUGAGGGGUUUAGAGAUCUGUUGCAUUGGCAAAUCUAAAGCAAAAAGGAAACAAACCAUAUAUGCCACACCAGGCAGGACCCUAACAACUGCCCACGAAAGCUGAGAACUGAACAUAUCCCAAUGAAAAGUGAGUGUCAAAAGUAAAUUAAUCAAAGCAAGUGAUAACUUGAGCAAACUGUGAUUCAAAUCAUGUUCCAUGUUCAUGGUGAUAAUAGGCAUGUGACCCUC